Maniola jurtina (meadow brown) is the source of this 2888-nucleotide messenger RNA. RefSeq lists its product as uncharacterized. Gene Ontology annotation, molecular function: hydrolase activity. The coding region runs from base 89 to 574 and encodes 161 amino acids. Lineage: Eukaryota; Metazoa; Arthropoda; Insecta; Lepidoptera; Nymphalidae. Gene Ontology annotation, cellular component: nucleus; cytoplasm. The record is from RefSeq and is a predicted model, not a curated record. Gene Ontology annotation, biological process: purine ribonucleotide catabolic process. The transcript has 2 exons.
AAUUUCAUUUUCAAGGAGAAAACGCGUUACGCGUUGAAUUUGAUCGCGGUAGGAAUUUGGAAAUAUAUUAAAUUUUUCAAAUAUUAAAAUGUUUGAUAAAGUUUUCCGGCGUGCUCUAAAGUUCAGAAUAAGAAAGAGUUAUCCUACAAAUGUGUAUGACUUAUCCAAAGGAGCAGCUAUAGCUGUUAAAAGGCCGUAUAGUGAUGAAGUAAAACGAGCACAAUCCGCCGAUUCUUCUACUGGUACAAUAUUCGACAAAAUCAUAUCCAAAGAGCUGAAAGCGGACAUAAUAUACGAGGACGAUCUUUGCCUGGCGUUCAACGAUAUUGCUCCUCAGGCCCCAGUGCAUUUUCUUGUGAUACCGAAGAGGAAAAUCACAACUUUGCAAGACAGUGAAACCAGUGAUAAGGAGCUCCUGGGUCACCCGAUGCUGGUAGCGCGUUCCCUUGGAACAGCCCGUGCUCCGCAGGGCUGGCGAUUGGUUGUGAACAAUGGCGUCCAUGGUGCCCAGAGCGUUUACCAUCUACACUUGCAUGUUUUGGGAGGCAGGCAGAUGAAAUGGCCACCUGGUUAAUUGGAGAUAUUAUGGUGAUGAUAGGGUGGGGUGGUGAAGAGUGUAGUUUAUGGCACCCAUAACCCAGUAUAUCCUACAUUGUUGGUGCCAUAAAUGAAUUUUUAAUCGGCUACUUUUGACAGAAGAAUGUAUGAUUAGAAAAAUUAUUAUCGGCAGACUAGUGCAGUUCUUAAAAUCAUUAUAACUAAUCAAACACAUUAGAAAUUGAAUAAAAUGGCCAAAAGUAUUGCUUUUCUGUAAAAUCUAAGUAUUUUUUUGUUUAAGAUAUGUAGUGUUCAAUAAUUUAGUGUUGUCGCUCAUUCAAAGAGAAGUUAGUCAAAAGUGGUUUAUUAAAAAGCUAUAUCUAUGAAUUUACGCUGUGCUAUUUACAUUGGUAACUGGUGUUCAAAAUAGUUGUUCUGUAUUUAAGAUUGACUUAAACUGACUGCACAUUACAAGAUGUGUGAUGUGUAAUUAAAAGUCCUUUUCAAUCAUCAAUUUAUAGAAUUUUCUGGCUGCGAAUUCGUUGUAAGAGCAAAAUUUACGAUAUUUGGUUUAUCUGAUAAAAUGUCGACUCUAUGUAUAUGUGAUAAUAGAGUCGUAUCACUAUGCAAACAAGUUUGCUCGCAAAAUGUUCAGGAAGAUAGUUCCUAUGCUUGCUAUUUGUAAUUUUCUCGGUAAAUGACUAUACAUAUUUGAAUCGAUUGAUAGGUACGAGUACCUACUUGUUAUUGCGUCUAUCGAAAUGAUUAUAAUAAAAGCUUAGGUAACUUUUUUCAAGUUUUUUAUCUCGCUAUACUCGGGUGUAUAGUGUUGUAAUAAAAAGAAUGCAAUACAGUUUUAAAUUUAAAAUGCAUGGAACUAUAAAAAAAGACGUUAUUAAGUGUUUCGGAAAUUAUCUGUGGUUUGCGUAAAUAAAUACGUGCCAUGUACAUUGUUUUGCAAAACAUCCAUUAAUGACCAUGUUUUUUAUGUGUAGGUACAUAAUAUUACAUAAACAACUGGAACUCUAAAUGCCUAUACUUUAUUGUAAGGCGCCAUGGGCGGCUGUAUUUGAAUCAAUAAAUAAUGAAAAGCCCAAAAAUAUCAAAGAAAAAGGUGUGUCAUAAAAAUGCCAUAGAAUGUUUAUCUUACAUUUUUCCAUUGAUUAGAAUUGUAUCAUAUCAUAGUGCUUAGUGCAAUAUUGCGCCAAAUUAGGAUAAGGUAUUCUAUGAAAAAAUAUGCCAAAGUUUGAAUCGUUUAGUAUGGUUUAUUAAACUAGUGGCUCAUACCAAAUAUAAAUAAAAAAUAAUUUUAAUAAAAAUGAAAUAUAGAAAAACCACCUAUUCAACUUUGCUAAUUUACGUUAAUGAUUAAGUCUUGUACUGAUAAAUACUGCAUAAUAUACUUUGGGUUGCAUAUUAUAGUAAAAAUCUCCUAUGGCCUGCGCAAUCACAAUGAAUUUGUACUCUGUUUUUUGUAAUCAUGCAUGGUUCUUAUUGUAAAUAGUGUUAUUGGUGCUAAUUUAGUGAUUGAGUAGAUAAGCUGAAUAACCACCAUUUAUAUGCUACAAGCUUAAAGAUUUCAAAUAAUUGAUUGAAAGGACAUGUCCGGGAGAAAGAAAAAUGCCCAAAUUCAAUGUGUUUGCUCGGUCUCAUACAUUUAUCUGAAUUAGAAUCUCAAACAGUCUGAUGAACCAAAAUAGCUUUAGCAAAUUUUUCUAGUCAUGUUUUUAUUAAAAUAGUUUUUACACUAUCACCAAUAAAAAUAGAUUAGCCACUGUUUAAUUUAACUGUAUCUACGGGGCACAAACUAUGGUAAGAUCUAGAAUUUAAUGUAACAGUUAACUAUAAAAGUUUAUAAUUAGAUUUUGUACUGUCUAACACAAUAUAUAGAAUCCCUAAAGUGCUGUUAUUAAAACUACUAAAGAGUGUCUAAAAAAUAUAAAUAUUUCAAAAAAUUGAAUAAAAAUCUAUUUAGUAACUAUCAUUAUCUGGGAUAUCGAAAAGAUUUUUAUGCUAUGAAAUAUUGUAUAAACAUAUUUAAAUAAUAAUUUACUGUGUUCACAAUUUCCAGUGCAAACGUUUUUUUUUACCUUAUUAACACUCGAUGAAUACAUAGAAAAAAAAUAGGUAGGUAUUAUAAACUCAAUGUAUUUUCAACCUUUUCUAUUUAAUAGAUAGUUAUGAAUUACAUAUUUGGUUAUGGGAUAUGCAUGACGCGUUGUAUCAUUCUUAUAUUUUUUUAUAGAAAAAUGUAUAGAAUAUUCAUUCGUCAUUUAGAUUUUGUUUAGAAUUUAAUGUUUGUGAUUAAAUUCUGUAACCAAAGGUUAAAUAAUAAACAUCAUUUGAAAAGA